Messenger RNA from Tetrahymena thermophila SB210, 2640 nucleotides. RefSeq names its product alpha-N-acetylglucosaminidase (NAGLU). The transcript has 2 exons. The record is from RefSeq and is a predicted model, not a curated record. NCBI's taxonomy places the organism in Eukaryota, Ciliophora, Oligohymenophorea, Hymenostomatida, Tetrahymenidae.
AUGAAAAAAUAUAAAUUAGCUUUGGCAGUAUUAAUUUUAUUUGCUAUAUUAGGUAAUGUUUUUGCUAAAAGUUCACUGCAGGGCUUAAAAUAAAAAAGUUCAAGUAUUUAGGCUGUAAGUUUUCUAGCGUCAAGAACUUUGGGAGAAAGAUUGUCAUAGAAUAUUACAUUUAAUUUGAUUUAAUAAGAUUUAAGUGUUGAAAGUAGAAAUGAAACACAAUACAAUGAAUAUUUCAUUCUAUCCUCACCUUAGGAAAAUUAGCUUGUUAUUCAGUCAAAUACAAAAAUAGGGCUUUCCAAAGGGUUGUUUUAUUUCAUGAAAAAUUACAUGAACUCUUCAAUAUCUUGGAAUGGAGAUAAUAUUCAGCAACUUGAAUAUUUACCAACAGUUAGUGAAUAAAUUCGAAUUUAAACUCCUUAUUAAUUCAGAUACAUGUUUAACUACUGCACUUAUUCAUACAGUUUGAUGAGUUUUUGGGAUUGGUAGAGGUGGGAGAGAGAAAUAGAUUACAUGGCACUCUAAGGCAUAAACAUGCCUCUCGCAAUCAUUGGUACUUCUAAAAUCUGGCAAAACACCCUAAAAUAAAUUAACUACACUGACUCUGAAAUACUUGAUUUUCUUCCUGGUCCUGGUUUUGAAGCAUGGUGGCUUAUGGGAAAUUUAGAAGGUUAUGGAGGCCCAGUAACACAAGCCUACAUUGAUGGUUAAUAUAAUUUGUAGAAAAAAAUAUUAAAAAGAAUGAGAAAUUUAGGAAUGUAGCCUAUUUUGUAGGGUUUUUAUGGAAUGGUACCAAAUUCUUUAAAGGCUAAGUUCCCUCUUUCUAAAAUAUAUGGCGAUUAAUCUUGGUUAGGAUUCAGGAGACCUGCCUUCCUUGAUGCAAAUGAUGAGUUGUUUUCAAAUAUAGCAAAUAUUUUUUAUUCUGAAUCUGAAAAGCUUUAUGGAAGAGCUAAAUUUUAUGGAGGUGAUCCUUUUCAUGAGGGAGCUAUCGUGCCUGGUUUAAAUUUAACUUCUUAAGCAUAAAGUAUUUAUAGAGCUAUGCAGUAUACUGAUAAUCCUAAAGAUGAAAAAGUAAAGUGGAUUCUCUAAUCUUGGUAAGAAAAUCCCUCUCAAUAACUGCUUUAAGGUUUAUAGAAUGAUGAAUGUAUAAUUUUGGACUUAAUGGCUGAAGCAAGAUCUAAGUGGUAAACUAAUGAUUUUUCUGGGCAUGACUUUUUAUGGACUUCCCUUCCUAACUUUGGCUUAAGAAUUGGAUAAUAUGGAAUGAUUGAACAAUAUGUAAGCUAACCACCUUUAGCUUAUAGCAUCAAAAACUCUACAAUGAAAGGAAUUGGAAGUAUCCCAGAGGGAAUAUUGACUAACGUUUUAGAUUAUGAAAUUUUAUUUGACAAAGCUUGGAUUUAACCUAACUAAGAUACAAAUUUGACUCCUCGUCAGUAGGUAUUGCAAUAUCUAGGAGAUUUUAUAAGGUAUCGCUAUGGAGAGUAAAAUAAUAAAAAUUUAUUCAGUGCUUGGAGUUUGUUAACAAAUUCCAUCUAUAAUAGCACAAACCCUUGGGAUGGUCCUAGUGAAAGUGUAAUGCUAGCUAGGCCUGCUUCUUAUAUAGAUAAAGUUUCAUCAUGGGGAACUAGUUAUAUUUAUUGGAACACAACUAAUGUACUUGAAGCAUGGAAAUUAUUUACUAACUAUGUAAAGGAAAAGAAAUAAAAAAAUAGAAGCUAACAUUUGCAAAAGCUAGAAGAGAUUAAUAAAAAACUUGGAAGAUCUGAUGAUGACAUGGAAGCAUUUGUUGAAAUAUCUUAAAAUGAAGAAAGAAAUAUUUUUAAGGACACCUUCUUAUAUGAUUUGGUUGAUGUAGCAAGAUAAAAUCUAGCAAGUUAUAGCUAUCUCCUUUAUAACAAAGUAAUGUUGGCUUUCAAUCAAACUGAUACAAUCAAAUUUGCUCUUUACAGCUAGCAAUUCCUUGAGUUAAUUAAAGACUAAGAUUAAUUACUCUCAAGUCGAAAAGAAUUCAUGCUUGGAUACUAUUUGGAGUCUGUUUCUAAAUUAGGUACAACUGAUUAAGAAAAACAAAAUUUUAUUGAGCAAAUUAAGAGAUAAAUAACAGUUUGGUCAGAUUUCCCUAGUGACCUUCAUGAUUACGCAAACAAAGAAUGGAAUGGAAUUCUCAAAGACUUCUAUUUACCAAGAUGGGAGUUAUAUUUCAAAAGUUUACAAUCAUACAUAGUUGAAGAAAACAAAAAAUAAGAACUGGCAUAACUUUAGUAACAGUAAUCUGAGGAAGAAAUUGAAGUGGAAUAAUAAGAAAUAAAGUAAAACGAUGAGGAUUUAGUUAAAUAUACAAAGGAAGAAUUACUUUCUGGUAAAAACAUUAAUUGGUUUGAUGUUGAAAUACAAUUCUCUAAGAAUAAUAUUACAUACCCAUCGACUCCAUAGAUAUCAGAGUUAGAAAUAAACUAGGCUCUCUUCUAAAAAUACUAUUCUGUCAUUUUAGCAGAGCAUAUAAAUAUAAAUUAGAUUAAGCCUGCAGUAUAAAAACAGUAUGGAAUAAGAUUGCAACCAAAGUAACACUAAACAUAUACCUAAGUCAAGUUUUCUAAAGAUAAGUAAAAUACUAAGUCAGAAGAAACUUAGUAGAUUUGA